Molecule: messenger RNA, 963 nt
Organism: Phytophthora sojae
Lineage: Eukaryota; Oomycota; Peronosporomycetes; Peronosporales; Peronosporaceae
Exons: 3
Coding region: 1-963 (320 amino acids)
Source: RefSeq, a predicted model, not a curated record
AUGACUGGGACGGAGUGUGCUGCUGGUAUCGGGGUCUCGCCAGUUGCGUUCACUCCCCCCUUGGUGCAGGAGCACACGACACCCAAGCAGCCGGAGCCCGGUGCUAGUUGCGAGGCUGCGAUCGCUGGUCCAACUGGGUCAACUGCGGCCACAGCACAGAAGCCGAAGCCCAUCAAGCGACGUGCACCAGUGGCCAAGGUGUCGGAGUCCGCUGCUGCCAGCGAGUCCACGGUGGUGGGAUCAACGGGGUCAGCUGCUAGGGCCACGACACCGACGCAAAGGUCCAAGAGACUCCCACCACGAGCUGGUUCGAUAGCAGUAGUUGCUGGGGCCCGGCCCACGGUCUUGGCAUCGAAUCUAGAACUGCUCGAACGCGCAAACGCUUUGAUCGGCUCAGAGACAAGUGACGCAAGUUAUCGUGAAAGCGAUGAGUCUGACGUAAGCGAUGUAUUCGACGAUAUGACCGAUGCUCAACGCGCAAACCAUCGAGAACAAGUGUUGGCAACAACGGCCGAUGUCAAUGUGCUUCGGGAGAACGAUCGCGAAAUAUACACCAGACUUGAGUCUGACGGGGCAUCUGAUGAGGAAUGCGACAGUGAAGACUCAUCUUUGGAGGAUUGGGCAAUGCAAGACACGCAAGCCCAGGAUGAUGAUACAAGCUCUGCGGAUGAGACAGACAACAUAAAUGAUGACGACGCACUUCUAAAGAUGGCAAAAAACCGAAACGAGAUUAAAUCCUGGGAGACGUCUGGGUGGGAGCCAGUUUCAGGAUCCAUGGAAAGAAACCCAGACUAUCGUGGGCUGUAUGAAGGCGCAUGGGGACUGACAGAUGACAUUCUCAAGAUCGCGGAGUCCCCAAUAGAGUUGUUCUGGGUUUUUUCCCGAAGCAUCUCCUGCACACGAUCGCGGAUGAAAGUAACCGGUACGCUGCGCAGAUGGUUAUUACGCGAGCUCGAAAGAUAA